Acanthosepion pharaonis is the source of this 1101-nucleotide messenger RNA. NCBI's taxonomy places the organism in Eukaryota, Metazoa, Mollusca, Cephalopoda, Sepiida, Sepiidae. The record is from the annotation of a GenBank genome assembly.
AUGGAAUCAGUGGGAAACGUGGGAAAAGGCGGGGUGUCGGGGUCUCUAUCUAUCAAUCUAUUUAUCUCAUUAUAUUCCUUAUCUUUCUAUCAAUCUAUCUAUCUAUCUCGUUAUAUUAAUUAUCUAUCUAUCUAUCUAUCUAUCUAUCUAUCUAUCUAUCUAUCUAUCUCAUUAUAUUCAUUAUCUAUUUAUCUAUCUAUCUCUCUCAUUAUAUUCAUUAUCUAUCUAUCUAUCUAUCUAUCUCAUUAUAUUCAUUAUCAUUCUAUUCUCCUUAUUAUAUCUAUCUAUCUAUCUAUCUAUCUAUUCAUUAUCUAUCUAUCUCAUUAUAUCUAUUAUCUAUUUAUCUAUCUAUCUCUCUCAUUAUAUUCAUUAUCUAUCUAUCUAUCUAUCUAUCUAUCUAUCUCAUUAUAUUCAUUAUCUAUUUAUCUAUCUAUCUAUCUCUCUCUCAUUAUAUUCAUUAUCUAUCUAUCUAUCUAUCUAUCUAUCUAUCUAUCUAUCUAUCUAUCUAUCUAUCUAUCUAUCUAUCUCAUUAUAUUCAUUAUCUAUCUAUCUGUCUAUCUACCUAUCUAUCUAUCUAUUCUGUUCAUUUCCAUCCAUCUAUCUAUCUAUCUAUCUAUCUUCCUAUCUAACUAUAUCAGGCUGUUCAUAUCUAUGUCUCUUCUAUUUUCAUAUCUAUCUAUCUCAGUAUUUUCAUAUCUAUCUAUCUAUCUAUCUAUCUAUCUAUCUAUCUAUCUCAGUCUUUUCAUAUCUAUCGAUCUAUCUAUCUAUCUAUCUCAGUGGUUUCAUAUCUAUCUAUCUAUCUAUCUAUCUCAGUCUUUUAAUAUCUAUCUAUCUAUCUAUCUCAGUGGUUUCAUAUCUAUCUAUCUAUCUAUCUAUCUCAGUCUUUUAAUAUCUAUCUAUCUAUCUAUCUCAGUGGUUUCAUAUCUAUCUAUCUAUCUAUCUAUCUAUCUAUCUAUCUAUCUGUUUUAUGUCCGUUCAUAUGUGUGUAUAAAUCUUUCUAUCUAUCUGUGUCUGUUCAUUUAUAUGUAUGUAUGCAUGUAUCUAUCUCUCUAUCUAUCGAUGUCUGUUCAUAUGUAUUUAUGUAUCUAUCUAUCUGGCUAG